AUGGCACCCCGCGGUCGUGGAGGAAAGUUCUCAAAGCCGACUCGAGGAGGCGGCAAAAAGUUCAGUCGUGAUCUACAACCGACGGACAAAGAUGGCAAUCCCGUCAGUCUUUGGCGCGAAAAAGACGAUGGAAUCCCCUCCUCCAGCGAAGAAGAAUCCUCGUCGGAAGAAGACUCUGAGGAGGAGUCCUCCUCUGACGACAACGACAACGACAAUACCCCAACAACCAUCGCCGGUGUCCCCGGUUCCACCACGCAGACCGACUCCGCCAACGACAAUUUAAGCCGCGAAGCUCGCCGCGCCGCCGCAAAGGCUAAAAAGCAAGCCGCCAUCGCUCGCCGAGGCAAAGCCCCCGCGCAACCAGGCGACCUGCCCCCUCUGACAGCGACGACUCCGACGGGUCCGCCUCAGAAGACGAGCACGAUCUGCCUGCGAACCCUAAUCACAGCGCGAAAUCUCGAUCUCAGGCUGCCAAGCCCCGGUGCGGGGGCGAAGAAGGUGGUCAAGGAUCCGUCGCAGCUGUCUCGUCGAGAGCGCGAGGCGAUUGAGGCGCAGCAGGCGAGAGAGCGAUAUCUGAAGCUUCAUGCAGAGGGCAAGACGGACGAGGCCAAGGCGGAUUUGGCGCGGUUGGCGGUCAUUCGGGAGCAGCGGGAGGCGGAGCGGUUGAGAAAGUUGGCGGAGAAGGAGGAGAAGGACGAGCAGCUGAGGGCCAAGGCGGCGCUGAUCAAGGAGCGAGAAGAUAAGUUGAGACAGGCCGCGUUGGGUAAAGCCAAGAAGGGAAAGAAAUAG
Penicillium diatomitis is the source of this 789-nucleotide messenger RNA. Its product is annotated as PDGFA associated 1 family protein. The coding region runs from base 1 to 789 and encodes 262 amino acids. Gene Ontology annotation, molecular function: RNA binding. The transcript is spliced from 4 exons. The record is from RefSeq and is a predicted model, not a curated record. Gene Ontology annotation, cellular component: cytosol. Lineage: Eukaryota; Fungi; Ascomycota; Eurotiomycetes; Eurotiales; Aspergillaceae.